This is a messenger RNA of Agrilus planipennis (emerald ash borer), 2681 nucleotides long. RefSeq names its product serine palmitoyltransferase 2 (gene lace). Gene Ontology annotation, molecular function: pyridoxal phosphate binding; serine C-palmitoyltransferase activity. The transcript has 8 exons. The record is from RefSeq and is a predicted model, not a curated record. Gene Ontology annotation, cellular component: serine palmitoyltransferase complex. Bases 241 to 2061 code for a protein of 606 amino acids. Gene Ontology annotation, biological process: ceramide biosynthetic process; sphingosine biosynthetic process. NCBI's taxonomy places the organism in Eukaryota, Metazoa, Arthropoda, Insecta, Coleoptera, Buprestidae.
UGGUUUUAUGGUCAAAUAGGGGCUAAAGAUUGCCUAAAACUGUCGCAGUGAAGACCUUUAUUAUUCGAAACACUGCAUCAAGACGCGUUGUAGUGGGUACUUUUCUCGGUUUCUUAUAGGUCCAUCGUUUUGAAUUUCGAUCACCUGAUUUUCCGCAGUCGUAUUGCUUUGACGUACGCAAGCGUUUUCGUUCUUUAGAGUCAUUUUAGUGUUAGUUUGUGAGGAGUGUGGUGUUUUUACAUGGCCACGAGAAUGAAUCAGGGCGCGGGUGAUGGUUCAAUUACCGAAUUUUGGAAUGGAACGAUUUUUGAAAAUGAAACGAAAAAUGAACUACAAAAAAACGGUUAUAAUGGUCAUUUAAUUAAUGUAUGCAAGGAAUAUCCAAGAAAUAUGGUACAUAUCAUGAACGGGCACACUUAUCUGAAUGGGCACACAUCAUUUAGUUCUGUUACCAAAGACAUUAUUGAAAGUAAUGGUAGGAUUUUAGUGGAAGAUGGUACAUUAAAGGCAAAUCGCAAUACUACUAUAACACCAACUAAUAUUACCAAACUGUCUGUGAUAGAGUCAGACAAGUUUAAGUUAAAAGAGUCCUUUGAAAAGCCUUCUCUUAUAAUAACUGCUAUUAUACAUAUAAGUUUUUACAUAUUGAUGUUCCUCGGAUAUUUGAGUCAGAUGUUGUUUCCACCAAAAGUUGUCAAAGAAAAAAGUAGAGAAGGUUAUCCGCCCUUGUAUGAUAGAUUUUCUAGUUUCUAUUCUAGAUAUGUAUAUAGGAGAGUGCGUGAUUGCUGGAACUACCCCAUUUGCAGUGUUCCAGGUGCAGAAGUGACCCUCAAGGAUCGAAUUACGAGAGACAAUGGAUGGACUUUUGAAUUUACUGGAACUCAAACUAAGUGUAUCAAUUUGGGCUCAUACAAUUACUUGGGUUUCGCACAAGCAACUGGACCAUGCGCAGAAUAUACCAUUAAAAUUUUACACGAAUAUGGCUUAUCUACAGGUGCUACAAGGCAAAAUCAUGGCACUUGUAAAGUUCAUAUUGAACUUGAAAAGCUUAUGGCAGAAUUUUUGGGCGUCGACGACGCCAUAACAGUUGGCAUGGGUUUCGCCACCAACUCCUUAAACAUUCCUACCCUUUUUGCUCCAGGUUGUCUCGUAUUAAGCGAUGAAAAGAACCAUGCAUCCCUUAUAUUGGGUAUUAGAUUAUCAGGCGCUUCAGUUAAAGUUUUUCGCCAUAAUAAUAUGGUUCAUUUGGAAAAGUUGCUCCGCGAACAAAUUUACAAAGGGCAACCGGAUCAACCCAAUAACGAAUACAAACCUUGGAAUAAGAUCUUUAUUGUAGUAGAGGGGAUUUACAGUAUGGAAGGUUCGAUUGUAAAUUUACCCAAAGUUAUUGCCCUUAAAAAGAAAUACAAGGCUUACUUGUAUCUAGACGAAGCCCAUAGCAUCGGAGCUAUGGGUAGCACUGGUAGAGGCGUGGUUGACUACUUCGGCUGCAAUCCCAAAGAUGUCGACAUACUUAUGGGAACGUUUACGAAAAGUUUUGGAUCUGCUGGCGGAUAUAUUGCGGGGCGAAAGGAGUUAGUAACGUACUUGAGAAAGUAUAGUUAUGCCUCAAAGUACGCUACGGCCAUGUCACCACCCUUAGCCGCACAAAUUAUUGCUGUUUUAAGAAUAUUGAUGGGUAAAGAUGGAACAGACGAGGGUAAAAAUCGAAUGGAUGCACUGGCAAGAAACACUCGGUAUUUUAGGAAGAGACUGGCACAAAUCGGUGUGAUCACUUAUGGUAAUGAAGACUCGCCAGUAGUACCAAUUCUUGUGUAUUAUUAUUCUAAGAUAGCGGCAAUGGUGCGAACGCUUAUAAAGAAUAAGAUAGCCACUGUAGGGGUGGGUUAUCCUGCUACACCCCUUCUUCAAGGCAGAAUACGAAUAUGUUUAUCAGCCGCACACACUAAAGAACAGCUGGAUUACGCACUAGAUGCAAUAGCAACAGUGGCAGAUGAAUUAGGUUUGAAAUACUCGAGGUUACCAAAAGACCUCGCACCAAUCGUUUAUGAAGAAACCUAAACGUUUAUCCUAACCUAAUUCUAUCAUACCUCAUACAGCUUCAUCGUGUUCACUCACGUUCCUUUAUCCCUCUUGUGGCCAUAGAAGAAAAUAGAACAGAACAGCCGUCUAAAAACAAACAAAGCAAGAUAUCAAUAAUUUAUUUAUUUUUGUCUUAUUAUUACCACAACAUGUAUUAUAUACAAUAUUUAUUUUUUGUUUUAGACUGCAUUAUCUAUGAUUAUUGUAUUAUGGUGUUUGUUGUUCAAGUGUUUUUGAUUGUUUUUUCCAAUUCUUUUUUUUUUCUGGUCAUCUUUGUUUUUCCAAUUACAUUUUUUAUCACAACCCCUCUGUUGCACCAAAGAAAAGAAAUUUUGGUCUCAUUGACUAUUAGAACAAUUCCAGAUAAAUAAUUCUUUGCAAUUUUGAGUAAAAUUUAUUAUGAAUAGUAACAAUUCAGUGCAAUUAGUUGAAAAGUUAUCAAUAAUUGUUAAGAGAUUCAUGCCUACUUAAUUGUUAUAACUACUAGUACAGUGCGGCUUGUUACGCUUCUUGUUGUUGCUUUAGAUUUUAAACAAAUUUCAGAAUUGCAAAGGUACCUCUUAUUAAAACUGGUUAGAACAGCUUAUUAUUAAAAAAAA